Molecule: messenger RNA, 2364 nt
Organism: Blastocystis hominis
Lineage: Eukaryota; Bigyra; Opalinata; Blastocystidae
Exons: 6
Coding region: 1-2364 (787 amino acids)
Biological process (GO): chromatin remodeling
Cellular component (GO): chromatin; nucleus
Molecular function (GO): ATP-dependent chromatin remodeler activity; ATP binding; histone binding
Source: RefSeq, a predicted model, not a curated record
AUGCUCACGCAGCGCGAAGGUUCCCACAUGAAGCAGAAAUUCCAGAGGUUUUACCGCAGUGAACACGAGUUUAUCGUGGAAUCGGAGGUGUACGGGGAGGACGUGUAUUUCAACCCCGAGUUUAUCGAAGUGGAUCGAAUUCUGGAUGUGCGAAUCGUCACAAGCGAGCCGAUUUCCGACGAGGAGGCGCAGAACGAUCCCGACUAUGCGCUGCUCGCGUCCGAAGACUGCUAUGGAUCGAAAGGACGCUUCACGAAGCAGUUCCUCGUGAAAUGGCAGAGCACGCAAUACGAAGAAAUCACCUGGGAAGUCUUCGACGACUUCCGCGACGAAGCGGCGAUCCGCAAGUACUACGCUCAUCUGUGCGGCUUGGAUCGCUCUCUCACGCCUAGACGUCGCGUUGUGGACCCGAACGCUGCCGCGCCGCACGACCGUCCGCCCUUGGCGCAGUUUCGGAAGGUGAAUCCGGAGGAGAUUCCGACGAAAGGGAACCAGCUGCGCCCCUACCAAGUGGAAGGCGUGAACUGGAUGCUGUGGAACUGGUUCAACAACCGAAACAGUAUUCUCGCGGACGAAAUGGGGCUCGGCAAAACCGUGCAGAGCACGUUGUUUAUCCAGCAAAUCCUGCAUCGCUACAAGACGAAGCCUCCCUUCCUCAUCGUGGCUCCGCUCUCCACCCUGCCGCACUGGGAGGCGGAGAUCGCGCGCUGGACCGAUCUGCACGUGGUCGUCUUCCACGGCCGCGUCGAAUCGCGCCGAAUCAUCAAGCAGUACGAGUGGAAGUCGCAGGAGGGCGAGUUCGACAUCCUCUUAACCACCUUCCAGAUCUGCAUCGCGGAGGCCGCAGCGCUCUCGUCGAUUUCAUGGGCAGGUUUGGUGGUGGACGAGGCGCAUCGGCUGAAGGGGAAGAACAACAAGCUCGGCGACGUGCUCAAGAAAAUCGACUUCGGCUGCAAGCUGCUGCUCACCGGCACGCCGCUGCAGAACAACACGGAGGAGCUCUGGAUCCUCCUCAACUUCCUCCAGCCGGAGCGGUUCCACGACGCCGAGCAGUUCCAGGCCGAUUUCGGCGACAUGAAGGUGGCGGCGCAGCUGGAGAAGCUGCACACGCUGCUGAAGCCGCUGAUGCUGCGACGAAUGAAGGAGGACGUGGAGAAGUCGCUGAAGCCGAAGGAGGAAACGGUGAUCAACGUGGAGAUGACGGCGAUGCAGAAGAAGUUCUACCGCGCGGUGUACGACCACAACACGAGCGUGCGUAGCGUCAGCACGGACAGCAAAAACCUGCCUUCGCUGAUGAACAUCACCAUGGAGCUGCGGAAAUGCUGCAAUCACCCCUUCCUGAUCCGCGGCGCGGAGUCCACCGUCAUCGAGGAGAUCUGUGCGGUGUACCCCUUUCGAUCAAGCCUCGCGCCCGAGCUCGCUUUGAAGUACAUCACCUACGCGAGCGGGAAGAUGGUGGUGCUGGACAAGCUGCUCCCCAAGCUGCGCGCCCAAGGCCACCGCGUGCUGCUGUUCAGCCAGAUGGUGAACAUGCUGAACAUCAUCCAGGACUAUCUCUCCAUGAAGGGCUAUCCCUUCGAACGCAUCGACGGCGGCGUUAAAAUCAGCGAUCGCCAGGCCGCCAUCGAUCGCUUCUCCACGCCGGGAAGCGACCGCUUCAUCUUUCUGAUCUGCACGCGCGCCGGCGGCGUGGGCAUCAAUUUAACCGCGGCGGACACGGUGAUCAUUUACGACUCGGACUGGAAUCCGCAGAACGACAUCCAGGCGCAGGCGCGGUGCCAUCGCAUCGGGCAGGACAAGGCAGUGAAGGUGUACCGCCUGAUCACGAACCGGACGUACGAAAUGGAGAUGUUCCAGAAGGCGAACAUGAAGCUGGGUCUGGACAAAGCCGUGUUGAACCCGCUGAAGCAGAACAUCAAAACGGACGGGCAAGUGGAGAUGAGCAAACUGAGCAAGAAAGACGUCGAGACGUUGCUGAAGUACGGAGCGUAUGAUUUGUUCAAAGAGGAACGCGAAGGGCGAUCCGAGGAGCGAAGCAAUGCGUUCUGCGAGGCGGAUAUCGAGCAGAUUCUGGAGAAGAACGCGAAGGUGAUCACGAUCGAUUCGCAGGGCGGGUCAUCGUUCAGCAAAGCGUCGUUCAUCACGGACACGUCGGACGAGAUCGAUAUCGAUGACCCGAAUUUCUGGACGAAGAUCGUGGGGCUGAAGGACCAUUCGCAGGACGUCAUGGGUCCUCGCGUCCGAAAGAAGGUGGAAUACAAGGAGGUGGGCGACGGAGAAGAUCUAGUGGAGGGCGGAUUUGAGGAUGAGAACGAGUGGAACAAAACGGAUCGCGAUAUGCUGGUGAAGCAGGUAUCUCUUUGA